Molecule: messenger RNA, 1866 nt
Organism: Indicator indicator
Lineage: Eukaryota; Metazoa; Chordata; Aves; Piciformes; Indicatoridae
Gene: ELL
Product: elongation factor for RNA polymerase II
Exons: 12
Coding region: 1-1833 (610 amino acids)
Biological process (GO): positive regulation of transcription elongation by RNA polymerase II; snRNA transcription by RNA polymerase II; transcription elongation by RNA polymerase II
Cellular component (GO): transcription elongation factor complex
Molecular function (GO): cis-regulatory region sequence-specific DNA binding
Source: RefSeq, a predicted model, not a curated record
AUGGCGGCGCUGCAGGCGGAGCGCGGGUACGGUCUGUCCUGCGGCCGCCUCGGCCGCGGCACCCGCGUCUCCGUCUUCCACGUCAAGCUCACGGAGAGCGCACUGCGCGCCUUCGAGAGCUACCAAGCCUGUAAGGAUGCUGUGACAUCCAAGCCAGUAAUCCAGUUCCAAGGAAGUCAAGGGCACAUCGCCAUCCCGAGGCCUGACCGACCCUCGGAAGUGAGGACCUUCACCUUCUACCUGUCCAACAUCGGCAAGGACAGCCCCCAGGGCAGCUUUGACUGCAUCCAGCAGUAUGUCUCUAGCAAUGGCAACAUCCACUUGGACUGCCUGGGGAGCAUCCAGGACAAGAUCACGGUGUGUGCCACAGACGACUCGUACCAGAAGGCGAGGCAGAGCAUGGCGCAGGCCGAGGAGGAGACGCGCAGCCGCAGCGCCAUUGUCAUCAAGCCCGGCGGCAGAUACCUGGGCAAGAAGGUUCAGGUGCGGAAGCCUGCCCCAGGAGCCUCCGAGGCAGUGCCCUCCAGGAAGCGCCCGACGCCAGUCAACCUUGCCAGUGCAAUAAAGAGAGGCAACAGUGCCAUAUCCCAGAGACCCUUCAAGGACAGGGUUGUGCACUUACUGGCACUAAAGCCUUACAAGAAACCUGAACUUAUUCUCAGAUUGCAGAAGGAUGGACUUUCUCAGCAGGACAAGGAUUUGCUGGACAGUCUUCUGCAGCAGGUGGCAAAUCUGAGUGCCAAGGACAGCACUUUCACACUGAAGGAUUGUGUCUACAAGGAGGUGCAGAAGGACUGGCCUGGCUACUCAGAAGGGGACCAGCAGCUGCUGAAGAGGAUCCUGGUCCGGAAGCUCUGCCAGCCCCAGAACAGCAGCGGAUUUCAAGGAGAAGCUCCUUCCCUGAGCCCACCAAAAGACAACGUGAUCUCCAGCUCUCCUCCUCAGAAACGAUCCCAACCUCUGGAGUUUAUCGAUCCCUUGGCCAACAAAAAGCCCAGGAUCUCACAUCUGGCUCACAGAACUCCACCCACGUUCAACGGGAAGCUGAACUCCUCCAACGGGAAGGAUGCUGCUGCCCCGGCAUUGCCGCCGCCGCCGCUCCCGGAGUCCGUUGGCUCCAGCUCCAGCCUGCCGGUGCUGGAGCUGCCCAGGCCUCACGAUCCCCUUUCGGAUGUCAGCAAUGACCUGACUCACAACGGCAGAGACUGUGAGACCCCGGAGGCUGCUGACAGACUGACUCAUCCCCUGCCAACAGACUGUCCCCAGACGAGCAAACACAACUGCAGCUUGUACCUCAAAAGCAAGAAAAAGUCCAAAAAGCACAAAGACAAAGAGAAGGAGAAGAAGGAGAAGAAAAAUGAAGAGAAGUGCAAAGAGGAGAAGCAGGACUGUGAAGUAAUAAAAAAUGCUGACUUACUUAGUGUUCCCCAGGAGCAGGUCACAGGUGUAAAUGGAACAUGCAAUAACCCUAGUGUCCAAACAGCAGCUUCAGAAACACCAGAUUAUUUAUUGAAGUACGCAGCCAUCUCCUCCUCGGAGCAGCGGCAGAGCUACAAGAACGACUUCAACGCAGAGUACAGCGAAUACCGCGACCUGCACGCACGCAUCGAGCGCGUCACGCGGCGCUUCACACAGCUGGACGCGCAGCUGCGCCAGCUGCUGCAGGGCUCCGACGAGUACAAGACCAUCCAUGAUCAAAUUUUACAGGAAUACCGGAAAAUUAAAAAGACUAACCCCAACUACAGCCAAGAGAAGAAUCGCUGUGAAUACCUCCACAACAAACUGGCCCACAUCAAAAAACUGAUAGCAGAGUAUGACCAGCAGCAGUUCUAGCUGGCACUGCCCCAGCCUGGGGAGGGCAAAGCA